CAGGGGCUUACGGAUAUGUCCACCCAUCCACGUGUGGAUCGCAGCGUUGUGGAUUAAUGAACAGAUGCAGGAGUGCCUUCCGAUCCUCUGCCGAAAGCAUCCAGAACAACUUGAACACCGCCGAGAGCGUCGAGGCAAGUGCACUCUUAAGAGCACCCCGGCUCUGAACUUGGUGUGCACCCACUGAGCAAGCCCCCUCGAGGCCGACAGGACAUCCGAGACGCGUCACCAGAUUGCGAGCUUUCGCCCCCGCCGCCUCUCCUGCCGGUUAAUAGGACCACGACGCCGGCCGGAAGUCGGCGAAGCGGCCAGAUUAUUGUCCGCUUCCCGUCGAGAUCGCUACCAGUCUUGGUCGGGAGCCGACGUCGGCGGCGGCGACUUCAGCCCGGACGACCGAGCACGACUCGAGCGCCCCUCGCUGCGACGCGGGAGCCCCACGACGCCGAAACCUCCAUGUCGUCCCCAAUCAGGGAUCUCAAACCCGGUGCACGGACUUGCGACUCGAAGUCCUGGCUCCUUUGGGACUGAUCAUCCGCGUGUUGCCCGUGGAGACGCCUCUCGACUUGGCGGUUCGCGGCUCACCUGGUCAGUGUCCCUCGGUAGAUGUGUCGCGUUUACCGGUCAUGCCGACUUGACUAGCCAGCGCUCGUGUUCUUGUGCGUCUCUAUUUCUGUUGACGUCUUUGUCUACGCCUCCAGAGCUUGAAGAGCGGCCUCUUCGACAGGAGCACCUGAAUGUGAUACAACAAAAUAGUAGUAUUUCUAUCUUCCUCUUUUCCCAGUUUUAGACGUUCCGGCGACGCUCGACGAAGCUUGCUCUUGAUAUUUAUGUCAUAUUUUUGAGGGCUCAAGCCUCGUUGGUGUCACAAAGCCUAGCCACGUCGAGCUCUGCUGAGAAUUAGGUCAUCAGCGAUCGUGGCUGUGGCUCCAUCCUUUUAAGCGAUCCUCCGUUUGUAGCAAAGAGAGGUGUUUGUACCUCGGACCAAAUUGGAAGACCUCCGCGACUAGUCAUCGUCUUCAGCGGUUCGGGAUUUUGUGACCAGCAACGGCCAACAAGUUGGCCCCUCAGAGCGUGCUUCGUGUGGGCGGUUUGUGCAGUGCUCAAAAGUUUCGCUUUUCCAAGGACCCCUGUGGAAGCGAGACGGUCGUCAUGUCGUGCUGAGUUGACAUGGAGCUGAACGAGAGCGACCUGGGCAACGCCAGCGGCGACGCCGUGUCCCUGGUGAACCUGAGUUCGGAGGACAUUAUGACUGAGAAUGUGUACAUCAUGCCCUGGUGGGGCCAGGCGGCCUGGACUCUGCUCUUCGGCUGCAUGGUCAUGGUGGCCACGGGCGGCAACCUGAUCGUCAUCUGGAUUGUGCUGGCGCACAAGCGUAUGCGCACUGUCACCAAUUACUUCAUCGUGAACCUCAGUCUGGCGGACACGAUGGUGUCCACGCUGAACGUCAUCUUCAACUUCAUCUACAUGCUGAACGGGAACUGGCCCUUCGGCACAGCCUUCUGCAAGGUGUCCAACUUUAUCGCCAUCGUGUCCGUGGCGGCCAGCGUCUUCACACUCAUGGCCAUCUGCAUUGACAGGUGA
Molecule: messenger RNA, 1581 nt
Organism: Ixodes scapularis (black-legged tick)
Lineage: Eukaryota; Metazoa; Arthropoda; Arachnida; Ixodida; Ixodidae
Product: tachykinin-like peptides receptor 99D
Exons: 2
Coding region: 1168-1581 (137 amino acids)
Biological process (GO): G protein-coupled receptor signaling pathway
Cellular component (GO): plasma membrane
Molecular function (GO): tachykinin receptor activity; neuropeptide Y receptor activity
Source: RefSeq, a predicted model, not a curated record